Messenger RNA from Phialemonium atrogriseum, 324 nucleotides. RefSeq lists its product as uncharacterized. The transcript has 2 exons. The coding region runs from base 1 to 324 and encodes 107 amino acids. NCBI's taxonomy places the organism in Eukaryota, Fungi, Ascomycota, Sordariomycetes, Cephalothecales, Cephalothecaceae. The record is from RefSeq and is a predicted model, not a curated record.
AUGGUGCGCGAGGUGCGCAUGCGGUUGCAUACGUUGCUUGCCAACGCAAACUGCCACGCCGAGGACACCAUGGCGCGCAACGACGCGCGCGUGCGCGCCGCCGUGCAGUCCAAGGCGUGGCUCGCCGUCGAGGGCGCCGCCCCCCCCGCCCCCCCAGCCCGCAAGCCAUCGAGCGAAGGGGCGUAUGCGUCGUACAACGGGGAGAGGGGGAGGGGCGGCGCUGCCGACGUUGCACGCCCAAAGUCGGGCCUUCGCUGCCUCGCCUCGUGCGACGGGGCGAGGGCCAGCAGCACAGGACUCGUUUCACCACUUGGGCCAUUGUAG